This is a messenger RNA of Miniopterus natalensis, 3959 nucleotides long. RefSeq names its product ariadne RBR E3 ubiquitin protein ligase 2 (gene ARIH2). Gene Ontology annotation, molecular function: zinc ion binding; ubiquitin-protein transferase activity. NCBI's taxonomy places the organism in Eukaryota, Metazoa, Chordata, Mammalia, Chiroptera, Miniopteridae. Gene Ontology annotation, biological process: protein ubiquitination. The record is from RefSeq and is a predicted model, not a curated record.
UCCUCCUCCGCCGCGCUUGGGUCACAUCCCUCUGGCCCGGCACGACCCGGCCUGGCCCGCCCGGGCUCAGCGGCCGUGGGGCCGCAGCUCCCGAUGGAAAUUAUAUGACAAUAUUUGGAUAACAUCUUCUUGAAAGAUCUUCAAGGAUUACAGAAGACAAAAACACUAAUGCAUUUGAGAAAGUGGUAAAGUUUGGGGGGAGGGGAAAAAACCCUGCUUUCCUGAUUUGCAACUUGGCUGGAUGCUAAGAUGUCUGUGGACAUGAAUAGCCAAGGGUCUGACAGUAAUGAAGAGGACUAUGACCCAAACUGUGAAGAAGAGGAAGAGGACGAGGACCCUGGGGACAUUGAGGACUAUUAUGUGGGAGUAGCCAGCGAUGUGGAGCAGCAGGGGGCUGAUGCCUUUGAUCCUGAGGAGUACCAGUUCACCUGCUUGACCUACAAGGAGUCCGAGGGUGCUCUCAAUGAGCACAUGACCAGCUUAGCCUCAGUCCUAAAGGUGUCUCAUUCAGUUGCUAAACUUAUAUUAGUUAAUUUCCACUGGCAAGUUGCAGAGAUAUUGGACAGGUACAAGUCUAAUUCUGCUCAGCUGCUCGUUGAGGCUCGAGUUCAGCCCAAUCCAUCAAAACAUGUCCCCACAGCCCAUCCCCCUCACCACUGCGCAGUGUGUAUGCAGUUUGUGCGGAAGGAAAACCUACUCUCUCUGGCCUGUCAGCACCAGUUUUGCCGCAGCUGCUGGGAGCAGCACUGCUCAGUACUUGUCAAAGACGGCGUGGGUGUGGGAGUCUCUUGCAUGGCUCAGGACUGCCCACUUCGAACACCAGAGGACUUUGUAUUUCCAUUAUUGCCCAACGAAGAACUAAGAGACAAAUACAGGCGCUACCUCUUCAGGGACUAUGUGGAGAGUCAUUACCAGCUCCAGCUGUGCCCUGGUGCAGACUGCCCCAUGGUCAUCCAGGUACAAGAGCCCAGAGCUCGCCGAGUCCAGUGCAAUCGGUGCAACGAGGUCUUCUGUUUCAAGUGUCGUCAGAUGUAUCACGCCCCCACAGACUGCGCCACAAUCCGGAAAUGGCUCACGAAGUGUGCAGACGACUCUGAAACAGCCAACUACAUUAGUGCUCACACUAAAGACUGUCCCAAGUGCAACAUCUGCAUUGAGAAGAACGGAGGCUGUAAUCACAUGCAAUGCUCCAAGUGCAAACAUGACUUCUGCUGGAUGUGUCUAGGAGAUUGGAAGACCCACGGCAGCGAGUACUAUGAGUGCAGUCGGUACAAGGAGAACCCUGACAUCGUCAACCAGAGCCAGCAGGCCCAAGCCAGGGAGGCCCUCAAGAAGUACUUGUUCUACUUUGAGAGGUGGGAAAACCACAAUAAGAGCUUACAGCUGGAGGCACAGACAUACCAGCGGAUUCAUGAGAAGAUCCAGGAGAGGGUCAUGAAUAAUCUGGGGACGUGGAUUGACUGGCAGUACCUACAGAAUGCAGCCAAGCUCUUGGCCAAGUGUCGCUAUACCCUGCAAUACACGUACCCGUAUGCAUACUACAUGGAGUCUGGACCCAGGAAGAAGCUGUUUGAAUACCAGCAGGCUCAACUGGAGGCCGAGAUUGAAAACCUGUCAUGGAAAGUGGAGCGUGCCGACAGCUAUGACAGAGGGGACUUAGAAAACCAGAUGCACAUAGCAGAGCAGCGGAGGAGAACCCUGCUGAAGGAUUUCCACGACACCUAGGCUGGACAUGGACGUGCUGGAGUGAGGAAGAUGCGGCUGCAAGGUCUCCCGGCUGCCAUACUGCAUGCUGAGGGCUCUGCCUUUCAUGACCCCAGGCAGCAGCCAGGGCCCCACUCCUGAGAGACACUGGCCACACACCUUAGUCAAUUUCUGUUUUGUUCUCAUCUUUCUGCUUUUUGUUUCUACUAUGGUAGAGGCCCUGUUGAAUUGGCCUCUUCAGGAUUUUUAAUUCGCCCUGGAUGGUUGUUGGGAGGGAGGGAAAGUUUUUUCUGAAUGACUAUUAAUAGUAUUAGAUCGUUACAACUUAUGUAAUUUUCAAAGAUUGUAUAAUUGUACAAAAAAAAAAAAAAAAAAAAAGACCAACCAUAGAAUUACACAGAACCCUUUUAAAAAAUAAAUUGGCAUUGGAGUGUUUUACCCUCUAGCUAUUUUACUUAGAAUGUAACAUGCUGCCUGCCCACCCUUCCUCUGAAUGUGUACUGUAAGAGGGUCCCAGGGUGGCCUCUGCUUCCAGAUUCACUUGGUGUUUGGCCGCAGCUGGGGUCCCAAGGGAGAAGCAUGGGUGGCAGAUGGGGAAUUGAGUUAGCCUGUGAAACGGGCAUGGCACACAGGGAAUCACAUCAUGCCUCCUGCCUGUUCCUUGUAGACCCUUUUGUGGUCAGGUGCACCUGCCUUACCUCGGCAGUGAGCAGACAGUACAGAACAGGGUCUCGCCAUGAAGAGUCUGAUCGUCUCUGAUGGCGCUGCUUGUCUGCAGGCUCAUCUUUAUUCUUGAAGGUGAGGCUGGGUCCGGCUACUGAGGCCAGAGCCACAGCAGAGCAUAGCUGGUCUUGUGGCCUCCAGACAGGGGACGGGAGUUCAGCACAGUGAUUCCUUUUGUCUCCUAAAGAUAGAGAUCCCCUUUCAAAGGGAAUUGUUCCCCAAAAUAAAUUUGUUCUAGCUUGGUCCAUUCUUUUGUGCCAGUAUUUAAGUGGUGUAACUGACCAAGUUCACACGCAGCCAUACCUGACACUGUCCUGCUACACUCUCCUCUGGUGAACUUAAGGGUCAGAGUGCAGCGUGGCCCUCGUGAGGGCGCUGGUCUUCCUGGCCCAGGGGCCUUGUUUGCACAAGUUGUUUUCAUGUUACCUGGAGUGUGUCCAGCAGCUGCUCCCCCUCGCCUGAUUUCAGGUGUUGGGAGGGCACCACCUCUAGGGUCUGGGAGUCAGACCAGGAGUCCUUGGUCUCUGGUCCCAGCUCCUGUAGUAGGAGGGGCUGGCCAGGGGAGAAGGCCAGUUUUUGCACAGUUGAGCCCAAAGGAGCAGGUGGUUUGUGUAGUGUCUUACCUGUCCUGAACCUGGUCCUGUGGGCCUUUGAAAAAUUAAAUCCGAUUCUCGGGGUUUCUGUGGCUUUGAUGCCUGCACUCUGAGGCUGGCAGAGCUGUCUAUGCUCGACAGGGCCUGCUUGACCUCCUGGAAGAAUUGCUUGGGAGAUGGAUGAAUAUUGUGUUGGAAAUUCUUUGAUAUUCAAACAUUUUCACCUCAGCAAUUUUCUAGGAACCAUGGUUGUAAACUGAAUUACUCUUGAAGACAGAGGACAGCUUGGGGUCAUGGGUACACAGCUGGGUGCAGGCUCCCUUUCUCCCUACUCAGGUUUUGUCUGUUCCUGUUAUCUCUUGCAAAGGGAGGGACUGUGGGGUGGAGAGGGGGAACAAAUUAGAAGAGUAGCAAAUGAAGCCAGAAUUGGAUGGCGGGGAGCUCACUGACCUAGGAGAGUGCCUGAUGUGGGACCUGGGGUGGGAUGUGAAUGCUUUGUUGGCACAUGGAUGAUCCUGGCUUCUUACCUCUCCAUCUUUGUGUCGCUGACAUGGCCCAGGACCUGAGUUGCAGCUCUGCACCUUAAGUCACACACACCCUGGGCAUCUCUGGGCAUUUUUUGGACCGCACAGCUACUUUGUAAUGUAUAUGCAUCCAGCUGUGGUCCUAGCCACUGGCACUGCAGGAAGUUUGGUGCCUGGACCACAGCCUGCAGCCCUUGACCUGUGGAGAGCUUCCUUUUGUCCCCCCAGCGGCCAUCGUAAAUGGAAAGGUCAGGCAGAAUUGUUCUGCCCUGCGAAGGAUAGAAGAUCAAGACGGCACUGUGUUUCAUGAAUUUACCGUAUAUCUUUGUUUCUUCAAAGAAAAGGUUGAGGUAAUGUCAUCUGCUCAAAGUUGAGUGGUUUAUUCAAAAUAAACUGAAAGUUUCUGAUUAUAAAA